AUGCCACCAUCAGCCAUCACCUCUUCGCCUCUCAAAUACAGGCAGCCAGUCACACGGCAACGCUCAGCUGAACCUUUCGCACCACCUGUACCUGCUAAGCCUAUAGACUUGAAUAGCUCGACGAGGUCAACAGAUAGAGAGACUGGACAAAAGAUAACUAGAAGGGCGUUUCUAUGUGAUAUAGUAGUGGAAAAUCAGGGAGAAGAGACUGGAAACUUGCUGUCUUACCUUGGUACCCCUCUCAAACCGCUAUCAAUACUUCCGUCACCUCCCUCUACCACCAAUGGCAGACCUACUACACCAUCCCGAUUGUCGGUGCCACCAGAUUCAGACGACGAUGAGACUAUGGGAAAGAGUCCCGGCUGGUCCGGACAUAGAAGUGAGGAGAUGUCGAACAGGUUGAACAAUCUCAUAGAAGAGCUGGUCAGGACUGAACGAAGUUAUUUGUCUCGUAUACAUGCACUGAAAACGCUUAUUCCUCCUUACGAAGCGAAAGCUAUGUUCGCAAAUAUAGAAGCUAUCGUACCAGCUUCAGCUGCUUUUCUGACGGACCUCGAUGCAAUGAUGCAGAGUGGGCGAGCGGAAGAUACGGUCGGAGAUGUUUGCUUGAAACAUUUCAAAAACCUACGGACGUUCGACCCAUAUCGUACCUAUCUCAGUAAACAAGAUGAGUCACAGAAACUAUUUCAAGACUCGUUGAAAAAGUUCCACGGAUUUGCCAGUUUCAUCGAGAGCACCAAGUAUCAAACAACUGGUAUAGGAAAUAUCGGUCUUCGAGAGCUGCUCAUGGAACCUAGUUUCGCUGAUUACGUAGCUAUGAUCAAAUGCAUGUCCCCUAUCUCCUCCCAACACGCCAAACUACUGGAAGCUAUUGAGAUCGCUUCAGGAAUAGCUAGGUGCGAUCCUGACCCUCAGACCGUGCGGGCCACCGUGAUGUAUCAUCUGGAGAGGAAUAUCGACAAUUUCCCUGCGAAACUGUUCAGUAACAGCCGAGACUAUAUCGACGCUAUCGACGUUGAAGAUCUGCCUGCAGAAUAUCCCACCUCACCUCCUGCUAUUCACGCCGCUGCUACACCGCUCAACUGUACCUUGUUCCUCUUUGACGACAAGCUCAUGAUAGUCAAGCGACAAUCGGGCUCAAUUAGCGGACGAAAGGUCACCGGAACUGAUGAUAUACCCAGACUUGUCAGAGGUGCUGCGAUCAUGGACAAGAACCCUAUCAAGAAAGAUAAACUCGGCUUCCGAGGAGAGGUAGAUAUUCUCGAUGUCAUUGCGUCGGAUACUGGAAAUGGAGCUCUUGAUCCUGUAGCUACCCGUCGAGAUAAAUUACGUUUCAUCCAGAAUCUCUGGGCAGCACAAGCACUAGCUCGAACCAAAUUAUCUUCGAAAGAAGGUAAGAAUCUCGCUAGAGCACUCAUGAGCGAACACGAGUUAUCGUUAGAAGGGGCAGGCGAGCCCAUGGGGAGAGCUAAGUGUUAUUGGGAUGUGUGGGAAAAAAGUGCAUGGCUUGCUCACCGAAAGGCGAAAGUUGCUGUACAUAUUGACGAAGAAGGAUUGGCAGAGAAUCUACCUGUAGGCGAAGAUGCACCUUUGCUAACCGGUUCUACCUCUUGCCCUACAACUCCCUCCGCUGCCUCUCACCGAUUGCGACCUUCAAUGCUCAAUCUCGAUGCUAUUUCUCGUAACCUCUUUGGCGUCGGAAGUGUCUCUGGAAGAAGCGAUGUGUUCAGCACCAAAGCUUCGAGAUCGACUGGAAGUAGAUCAUCCACCAUGGAUCUGUCCACGGAUAAUUCUCGAAAACGACUGUCUUAUCGAUCUAGCUCUCCCAGCGAUGGACUGUUCAAAUCCUCUAACCAUCUCAUCGCUGGUGCUCCGUACGAAGCAGAGUUGGGACAGAGUGAGCUGGACCUAAAUGCUCGCCUCGAUAUGGCGAGGAACAACAGUCGCUCCGUCGUAUCCACACCGAAUAAACUUGGAUCUAAAAGUGUGGCUGAAAUACGUCAGAACGUUGAGCAGCAAACUUUGGAGGAAGCGGAAGCGUCAUUGCGAGCUACCUCACCGUUGCGUAUUCGUAAGACACCAUCACCUGUUCGAGCGCUUAGUCCGACCAUGGACGCUACUCCUCGAGCUACGGUAUCGCCAAUUCCUUCUCAUAUACUCCCAACCUUGGCGCAAUCGAUUGCAAACGAUGAUCCCAUCUUUUCCUCACCUCGACAGAUACCGAGUCCUGCUCUGCCCUCCGCCCCGCUAUCACCUCGCCCCAUUGGUCCGCGGAGCCCGGUGCAAGGCUCUUCAUCCAACUUACCGUCUCGAUUGCCUGUACUUGUACAAGGAACGACCAUCGGGUCUGCGCAUACAAGGCUGCGUAUAGUCUCCGGAGGUGGUCGACGGAUAUCGGUAGGAAGGGAAAUGGUUCCGCUCAAAGGUUGCGAAGAGAGUGAAUCCACCGAAGCGCAGUCCACACCUACAACACUUCCUGCAGCAAAGAGACAACACUCUGCUGACAACCUCACGCCUAGAAAACGAUCUCCUACCCGAAGUCCUUUGCACAGCAGAGAUGUAUCCGAUUCGUCGAAAGUGUCGAUAUCAAAUAAGCCAGGUAGUCGGAGAUCAUCCGGCAGAUACAGCGCGCGAAGAUCGUCUGGACCUCUGACCACACCUAGGACGGUGUCAGCGUCACAGAAUUCAGUCACUUCGAUAGCUACCAACGCAACAGUGGAGGAUAUUGAGAUGAAGGAAUAUCAGGAUCUCGAAACCGCUCUUGAAGGAGCGUCGAAAAAGAUGACCAAAGAUACCAAAGGUAAAGACUUGGUACAAAGGUUAGAGAGAAAUACGUCUCUGCCUCGAUCGCCUCAGCGAAGGAAUAUGAACCGUAUUGUCGAUCAUGAUCCUUACGAUUCAGUAUCUUCCCGUCAUUCCUCAUCGGGUAGACAGGAGAUUGAUGCGAUCGUAAUGGAUGAGUGUGCCAGAGGUAUCACUUCGAUCGUUGAAAGGGUUGAUGGUCAUUUGCGGCAAGCUGAAAUGGGCAAUAACCAAGCGAUGAAUUUGGCAAAGCGGUUAUUACUGGAAAAUGAUCAACAAUCUCAACAGAUCAGAUCGCUACACGGUCAGGUCAUACGUUAUAAAGAACAUCAGGAUUUGCUUCAACGUCAACUUGGAGACGCGCAGAUCGAGCUAGACGUAAUAUAUGAGGCCUUCAAUACCGAACUUGAUGGAAUGUUCAAUGACGCUCAAUUACCCGAAACCGAGGCCUUCACAGCUUUGCAGAAUGAUCUUCGAGCGACCAAAGCGAGUCGAAAUGAACUUGAUUUGGAGAAUCAAAAGUUGAAACGUGAACUUGAGGAAGCCAAUUUACAGAAAGAGCAAUGGGCAAGGAUGCUUCGGGCUCAAGGAUAUAAUGUAUAA
This is a messenger RNA of Kwoniella mangroviensis CBS 8507, 3405 nucleotides long. RefSeq lists its product as uncharacterized. Gene Ontology annotation, molecular function: guanyl-nucleotide exchange factor activity. The coding region runs from base 1 to 3405 and encodes 1134 amino acids. NCBI's taxonomy places the organism in Eukaryota, Fungi, Basidiomycota, Tremellomycetes, Tremellales, Cryptococcaceae. The record is from RefSeq and is a predicted model, not a curated record. The transcript has 17 exons.